UUGAAGAAUGAAGUUGACGCGCAAAACGAGUCAACUCUAUACCGAUUGGAGUUCACGUUAGACGCUGAUUGCUCAUGUUUUGUUCAAAUCCAUUUUAAUGCACGAGAAAUUUAUCAGGACGGCGAAAUCCAAUUUGCAUACCGUAACAAACGUGUCUCUUGUUCGGAUAGAUACCAUUUUGACACUGGUUCCGACCAGACUUUCAACAACUUCAUCUUCGAUUCUGCCAAAUGGGAUUUGCCUGAUCUUACCUACUCUGGAGGUCUGUACUUCCCUGUUGUCGUAGUGAUUCAGACCGAUGACGUGGAACGGGUGCAGAUGCAGAGUACCAUGUGCACUGUUGACGUAAGACAUUACAUUACUGCAGCUCUUAUAAAAACUUGCCAAUCAACUAUGUGA
This is a messenger RNA of Cylicostephanus goldi, 399 nucleotides long. The record is from the annotation of a GenBank genome assembly. NCBI's taxonomy places the organism in Eukaryota, Metazoa, Nematoda, Chromadorea, Rhabditida, Strongylidae.